Molecule: messenger RNA, 4285 nt
Organism: Ahaetulla prasina
Lineage: Eukaryota; Metazoa; Chordata; Lepidosauria; Squamata; Colubridae
Gene: L2HGDH
Product: L-2-hydroxyglutarate dehydrogenase
Exons: 10
Coding region: 83-1444 (453 amino acids)
Molecular function (GO): (S)-2-hydroxy-acid oxidase activity; (S)-2-hydroxyglutarate dehydrogenase activity
Source: RefSeq, a predicted model, not a curated record
CUCUGUAGCGGGCUGAGAAGGAGGAGGAGGAGUCGGGCAGACUGGCUGGCUGGCUCGCUCUCCCGCCCGCCAAGAGCUCGCAAUGAUCCCGGCGUGGAUUCGGGCCGUCGGCGGGGCCUGGCGCCCUUCUUGGUCCGGGGGUCGGGCGAUGCCCUCGCGGCCUCUCAGCGCCGACAACGGCCGACGGAGGAGUACCUUUGAUGUAGUCAUCAUUGGUGGUGGACUUGUGGGUCUAGCAUCGGCCAGGGAGCUUAGCCUGCGGCAUCCGUCUCUUGUUUUUGCAGUACUUGAAAAGGAGAAGGAAUUAGCUCUCCAUCAAAGUGGGCAUAACAGUGGUGUUAUUCACAGUGGAAUCUACUAUACACCUGGAUCCCUAAAAGCCAAGUUGUGUGUAGAAGGAGCUGUUCUCUGCUAUGAAUACUGUGACCAAAAAGGAAUCCCAUAUAAACAAUGUGGCAAGCUGAUUGUUGCAGUUGAACAUGAAGAAAUUCCGAGACUCAAGGCACUUUAUGAAAGGGGGACCCAGAAUAACGUCCGGGGGCUGAAACUAAUCUCUCCCAAAGAAAUACAAGCCAAGGAACCCUACUGUCGGGGGUUGAUGGCUCUGGAUUCCCCAUACACCGGCAUUGUGAACUACAGGCAGGUGGCCCUAGCCUAUGCUGAAGAUUUUCAGACAGCUGGAGGUACUGUAUGGACAGAGUUUGAGGUGGAUCACAUGGAUAUGGCAAAGGAAAGUGCUGAAGGAAGUAAAGAAGGGAUGAAAUAUCCAGUUGUUGUUAGAAAUUCAGAGGGGAAAGAAAUCCGAUGCCGACAUCUUGUGUCCUGUGCAGGACUUUACUCAGAUAGACUCUCCCAGAUCAGUGGCUGUGACCCAGAGCCCCGCAUUGUGCCUUUUCGUGGAGAUUAUUUGGUGCUGAAGCCAGAGAAGUGCUAUUUAGUUAGAGGAAACAUUUAUCCGGUACCUGAUCCCCGUUUCCCCUUUUUGGGCAUUCAUUUUACCCCACGGAUGGAUGGUAGUGUCUGGCUUGGGCCUAAUGCAGUCCUUGCAUUUAAACGAGAGGGCUACAGAUUUUAUGACUUUAGCAUUCAAGAUUUUAUAGAUGCAGCUGCUUACAGUGGCUUAUGGAAACUAGUGCUAAAGAAUUUUUCAUAUGGGAUGGGUGAAAUGUACAGAGCAUGUUUUCUAAAUGCCCAAUUGAAGCAGCUGCAAAGAAUCAUCCCUGAAGUUACCAUCAAUGAUAUUCAGAGAGGACCUGCUGGAGUCAGAGCUCAAGCCUUGGACAGUGGUGGGAAUUUGAUUGAUGAUUUUGUAUUUGAUAGUGGAACUGGAGACAUUGCUGCUCGAAUACUCCAUGUCAGGAAUGCCCCUUCACCUGCUGCUACCUCCUCCCUUGCCAUUGCAAAAAUGAUAGCCAAUGAGGUAGAGCAGAGAUUCGAAUUGUGACUUGAUGGUGGAGACUUGGGCCUCUUUGCUCCUCUUCCUCUUAGCUACUCUGACAGGCAAAGAAAAGGGCUGUUUCUUGUUUGGAAACAGAGGAUUAGAAAAAGGGAUCACCUACUAAUUUGCUAUACAAAAGCAUCAAACUUGACCACGAUCAGUAUCAUAGCACUGAAACUAUUUAAAAGGAUAGGAAGAUCCAUUAAAUGUCAUAUUACUUUGUUAAAGGAAAAUGGUGUUUAUACAUUAGAGCAAUUGGCAAAUCAGAAUCUUCCUCCUUUUCCUUAAGAGGAAGCCUUCCUUAAGGCUUGUAUCUGAAUAAAGUUCUGUUUAGAGUAAUAAGGAGGAUACUAGACCAAGAGAGCCAGUUCUGCCUAGUUCUUCUGUUUCUUAUUUACACAAAGAAUCAAUGAUGGGCUUAGCAUUUUAAAAAUACUCAAGCAAGCAAGAGAUGUGGUUGUAGACUUUUCUUCAACCUUAGAAUCAUCUGAAAAAAAGUGGAGUCAAUAAACUGUCCAUCGAUCACAGUAUCAAUAGAAAAGAAUAGUUGUGCACUGAUGAUGUUACCUGAUUGGUUAAUGAAAGGUAGUGGAUAUUAUAAAGAUAACUGAUGCCAUCUUUAGCAGAUGUUAUGCUGUAAACUUCCAGGAAAAAGGUAUCAGUCAAGCGUCUUUGGUCUCCAGUUUUUAUUUUUAGCAAAGGAAUGCUGACAAAAAUACAAGUAGCUGUUGGCCAGAAGCAAAGUACUGCAUUAUCCUUACCAAACUCAUUGAAGAAAAGGACAGCAGGUUCCAAAUACUGGUAGUAAAACAUGGCUUUUGUCUUUCCGUGUAAAUAUUGCCUCUAUGGUUUGUCUCUAGGUUGUUUUUUUUCCUUCUGCUUUCUCAUUGCUAGAAAUUAGGCCAUUCUUUAAAUUGCUAGCUAAUGAAUCAGAGAUCAUUUCCUGAUUUGAUAUGCAUACAGUCUUUCUUUUCUAGAUGGCCCAAACAUGUCAGUAUUUAUGUGACUGAAUUUAGUACAUUCUUUUAAAAUAAAAGUUAAUGGAAUAUGAUGAGAUAAAAGCAUUGAUCCAAACCAUAAUUAGAAGUCAUAUAGAACUUUAUAUUUUAGUCAAUAAUAAAAUAUAAAAAGCAAUGCAUAAAUGUGGGGGUGAUGAACAAGGAAAUUUUAAAUGAGUUUCUUUUUAACUGGAUUUUAAUCUACUGUACAUUAUUUUCUGUUCAUCUUCAAAUAGAAUCAUUGGAAGUUCCAAACGUCUUUUUCUGAAACACUAAAAUCUCCAUACAGGUAGUCUUUGAUUUACGACUACAAUUCAGCCCAAAAUUUCCAUUGCUAAGUAAAGUAGUUGUUAAAUGAGUUUUGCCCCAUUUUAUGACCUUUCUUGCCAGAAUUGUUUAAGUGAAUCACUGCAGUUGUUAAGUUAGGAACAUAGUUAUUAAGUGAAUCUGGCUUUCCCAUUGACCUUGCUUGUCAGAAGGCUGCAAAAGAUGAUCACAUGACCCAGGGACACUGCAACCAUCAUAAAUAUGAGCCAAUUGCCAAGCGGCUGAAUUUUGAACAUGUGACCAUGGGGAUGUUGCAAUAGUGGCAAGUGUGAAAAUGGUCAUAAAUCACUUUUUUCACUACCAUCGCAACUUUGAACGGUCACUAAAUGAACUGUUUAAGUCAAGUACUUGUAUAUGUAAUAAACAUGAGACUUGACUUCCCUUUUCUAACCAUUCCACUCCCAUCCCAAUUAUCGAGAGGCUGUGUGUUAUUAAGCAAGAAAGUUAAACCUAGAAGGCGAAAUGCCUGCUACACAGAAGUAGAUAGAAAUUUCUAAAAACAUUUUCACGUAGUACAAUUUUUUGCCAAUAAGUUUUUGGUCUGGGUCUUGAUCCCAUCAGACUGCAAAACAAAUAAAAAUGGUUAAUUGUCAAAAGUCACAUUUGAUGGAGUAUAAAGAAAAAAUUUUCAAUAAUGUUUCAGUAAUGAAAUUCCUAAUGAGAUAGGGUAGUAGUUUUUAUUCUGGUAGGAACUGUGGAAUCACCUGUUGGGAUACUUCAAUUAGGCUUUCUGCAUUGAGCAGCCCUGAACAGAAUUUCUGUACUCUAGACUUCUUGAUCUAGAUUUGGAUUUACAUGAACAGAAAACUACUUUGCUUAUUUGGCAAAAACUAGUUAUCUUGUUAGGCAGCAAAUAAUAAAUGUUUUCUACUGCCCCUCUAACACCACAUAAAAUGAGACGAGAAGGUAUUCAGAAUGUGAUAUUUGUCUCUGUAAUUGAAGCAAAUAUUUAUGUUCUUAAUGUUAUUUUAUUUUCAUGUCAUUUCAUAUUUCAUUAUUAUCUGCCACUAUGCUAGAGAUUUCCAUUUUAAGUAUGGAACACACAGCUUCUGACCAGUGGUGAAAUCCAAAAAUUUUUUUACUACUGGUUCUGUGGGUGUGGCUUGCUGGGCGUGACAGGGGAAGGAUUCUUCAAAAUUUCCAUUCCCACUCCACUCCAAGGGAAGGAUACUACAAAAUCACCAUUCCCUCCCCACUCCUGGGAGAAGGAUAUUGCAAAAUCGCCAUUCCCACCCCACUCUGGGGCCAGCCAGAGUUGGUAUUUGCCGGUUCUCAGAUCUACGCAAAAUUUCCACUACCAGUUCUCUGAACUGGUCAAAAUUUCCACUACCAGUUUUCCAGAACAUGCUGGAUUUCACCCCUGCUUCUGACAUUAGAAAAUCCACAACCUAGCAGUUUAUAGUCUUUCCCGAAAACGUGUGUGGUUUAGAACCUUGGUCAUCUAUAGGAUUCUUUGAUGUAUAGGAUUCCACUUAUAGCAUAUUUAUAAAUUCUUUAAGCUAUUAAACAGUUUACUAUCUGA